Messenger RNA from Eptesicus fuscus (big brown bat), 4021 nucleotides. RefSeq names its product fibroblast growth factor 10 (gene FGF10). NCBI's taxonomy places the organism in Eukaryota, Metazoa, Chordata, Mammalia, Chiroptera, Vespertilionidae. Gene Ontology annotation, molecular function: type 2 fibroblast growth factor receptor binding; growth factor activity; chemoattractant activity. The transcript has 3 exons. Bases 522 to 1208 code for a protein of 228 amino acids. The record is from RefSeq and is a predicted model, not a curated record. Gene Ontology annotation, cellular component: cytoplasm. Gene Ontology annotation, biological process: positive regulation of epithelial cell proliferation; animal organ morphogenesis; positive regulation of ERK1 and ERK2 cascade.
UGGGGCUGCCGUCUAGGGGCUGGGCUCCGUGGAGAGGGGCCCGAGGGCGCGUCCCCGGGCGCGCAGCCUCUCCCCAGCCUCCCACCCGGCCCUGUGGGUUUUGUUCACCGGCUGUCAUCUGGUUUUUUUAGACUGUUUUUUUUUUUUCUUUCCAUCUAACAUGGUGAAGCAAGGAGUGAAGAAGAGAACAAAGUAACUCCUGGGGGAGUGAAGGUCGCUGGUGACCGAGAGCGCCCGCGCGGCUGCGGCCACCCACAGCCACCCUUCCCCCGGGACGGCCGGGGCGCACGGCGGCGGCGGAGCAGCCGGAGGGCACGGGCACGGGCACGGGGGCGAGGAGAGGCGGCGGCCCUUGCGAGGAGUUAUGGAUGGUGGUGCCUUCAGCUCUGGCCAGAUCCGCUCCUGGAGGAAGCUGAGCGGCGGCCGCCACCUCCAGCUGUCUCCCUGCCUCGCCCCGGGUCUCACCCUUCCAGCAUGUUCCUUGUGAUAAGCCCAUUCCCAGCGCUGCGAGUUCCAGUACAAUGUGGAAAUGGGGACUGACACAGGGUGCCUCCGCCUCGCCCCACCUGCCCGGCUGCUGCUGCUGCUGCUUCCUGCUGCUCUUCCUGGUGUCUUCCGUCCCCGCCACCUGCCAAGCCCUUGGGCAGGACAUGGUGCCACCGGAGGCCACCAACGCGUCUUCUUCAUCCUCCUCCUUCUCCUCCUCUUCCUCCUCCUCCUCCUCCUCCUCGUCGUCGUCGUCGUCCUCCUCCUUCUCUCCUCCCAGUGCGGGGAGGCAUGUGCGGAGCUACAACCACCUCCAGGGCGAUGUGCGCUGGAGGAAGCUCUUCUCCUUCACCAAGUACUUCCUCAAGAUCGAGAAGAACGGGGAGGUCAGCGGGACCAAGAAGGAGAACUGCCCGUACAGUAUCCUGAAGAUAACUUCAGUUGAAAUCGGAGUUGUUGCAGUCAAAGCCAUUAACAGCAACUAUUAUUUAGCCAUGAACAAGAAGGGGAGACUCUAUGGCUCAAAAGAAUUUAACAAUGACUGUAAGCUGAAGGAGAGGAUCGAGGAAAAUGGAUACAACACCUAUGCAUCCUUCAACUGGCAGCACAAUGGGAGACAGAUGUACGUGGCAUUGAAUGGAAAAGGAGCUCCCAGGAGAGGACAGAAAACUCGAAGGAAAAACACCUCCGCUCAUUUCCUUCCAAUGGUGGUGCACUCAUAGAAGCAGCCAGUGCUUGUGGGUGCAGCGGAACCAAAGGCUCUUUGGCCAGGAAUAGUGGGUAUUCUUCAUGAACACAGUAGCUCAAAAGGCAAAGACGCAUGGCAGGCGUCUGCUUGCUUGAAAGAAAGGAAGUCUUUAAAGGCUUUUGUACACACUGCUGAUGUAUGAUGUUCCUUUCAUUAGUUCUGUGUCAUGCCUUAUAAUCCAGAUAGAGGCGGAUCAAAUGGAAUAGAAGUUACUCCUAAACGAACAACAUUGUGGCUGGGUUUUUUGGGUUAAGUUUUUGUUUAUGUUUGUUUUUGUGUGUGUUUUUUUAACCUCUGAGAUAGAACUGAAAGGACACGGAACAAUCUGUUGAAUGAUCUUCAGAAAAGUUAUUUAUGGAAUAUGAACUCAUGUCAAAGACUUUCGUUGCUCAUUCCAGCCGAGUGAUUCAAUGAGCAGGAAGACAUGCAAGCAUUUACUGGAAAGCACUUGGGUCAUGUUCUGUGCACAACCAAAGGAGCUUUGGGCGUGGCAUCGUGGAGCAUUGGAUAGGGUUAAAAGAUGUACACAUGUUAGUGUAAAACUGUUCUAACAAAGCAAAUAGUAUGGUAUGCUUGUGCAUUCUGCCUUCAUCCCUUUCUAUUUCCUUCUAAGUUAUUUAUUUAAUAGGAUGUUAAAUAUCUUUCGGGGUUUUAAAGAGUGUCCUCAGCAGCUGCCCUCUGAUUGGCCUUUGCUUUUUCUUCAGCACACCACAUGCAUGUUCACGACAAAGUGAUUUCAGAACUUGGCAAACACUUCGAGAGCAGGAGAUGACGUGGGAGGAGCAGUGUGAGUGCCCAGGGGCGAUCGGUUGACUUAAUCUGCACUUCGGCAAUGACAACCGUCAACCCCCCACACGACAGUGCUGGGGCAUGGCAUGAGUGACAGAUGUCUGCCAUCAUUUAAAAACAUGUAUCACUGCUAAGGCUUUCUUUCCUAAGAAAUAGACCAGAAGGCUAAAUGUUUCCCUUCCAAUACAUCAAUGGGUCUCCAAGAAUAUAUAAAAGAAGGAAAAUUGGUUGUUAAAUACACCUUAGUAGCCUAGCCUCAUUUUUUACUAACGAUUGUCUGCCACCUGUAGCAGUGGUAGGUGAUGAAGAGGCUGUCUUCGUACAUAAGACCCCUUUAAAAGUCCCCGUUGUGCAUCUCCCUCAAAGGAACUCUCGAGGAAUUUGGUACGAAGUGCAACUCUCCCAGGGGCUUAAUCUGAGCAAAUAUAUCCUGGUAUAUGUGUAACCAUAUACUGAACAACCUGUUCAAGCUGUGUGAUCUAGUCUCUACAAAACCAAAUAAAACAUCUUCUCUGUAAAUUCAAAGAGCUUUGGAAGGUUCCAUAAUGUAACCAUAUCGAAAUUCAUUCUGUUAGAGCAGGUAUAGAAAACAGGACAUAAGAGUGUACCGGUCAACACGCAUUGUACUCCACUAAAUAAAUACUUAAGCCUUAUUUGCAGUGUCUGUAGUGAUUUUAAAAAAUGUAGAAAAAGACUAUUUGUUCUAACUGUUUCAAGUGAUAACUAUAAGAGUAUGUUGAUGCUGCAGUUUUACCUUCAUACUUCUUGUUUUAAAAAGGCCUGUUUAUUGUUUGGACAUGGUAUUUUGGUACAAGAAAAAGGCUCACUAAACGUGUCUCUUUACUAAAGUUUAACUUCUAGAAAGGCUGGUGUUUUGUGACUUUUUCUUAUACCUUAAUUGUGUCAAUGUGUAACCAGCACUUCCAUUUAAUCUGUUAUUUAACAAUUAGCUUUCUUAAGAAACUUUCCCAUAAAGUAAUCCUAUAAUAGGUCUUAUUUUUUCUCAUUUUUUUAAAAAAAAGUUGGUAUUUCAAAAGAAAUGCAUUUGAGACAGUGAAUAGGCUAUGGCUAACAUUGCCUUUCAUGGUACCUGGCUUCCAACUUGCUUUUUUAACAAAUGGGAUACUAAAAAAAUGUUAAGUUUUGUGGUUGGAAUCUAUAUGUUCACAUUUAAUUGGUAACUGAGUCUGCAAGCUGUAGUGUAAUGCAUUCCUAUCAGAACUAGAUUAUCUUGGUUCUUUUAUUUUAAAAUAAUAAUUGCACCUGACAUAUGAAGAUGGACCACCCACAACCCAAAUUAAAUAUUUGAUGAGACAAAUACAGUAUUAGAUGACCACAGUAACAGCAAAGAGGGCACAAACUGGAUUCGUAUUUCACACAGCCGUUUAGAUUACCAAGGAGACCGUGUAAGCAGUCGUCAUUAUAGUACUCAAAACACUAAAACAGCUUCUAGCAAAAUGUAUCAAAGCUGGCAGAAGCCAAAAAUAGAAAACAUCUCCCUUACUUCUCCCCUCAAAAUACACACACAGGCACGCACACACACAGCACAGAAAGUCUGAUAAGGAGUAAUGAGAUUCUCCUGCAUUUAAAAAUGGCAUCUUUGCCCAAUAUUGAGACAGAAUACUGGACCCCUUUGCAGCUGAAUUGUGCUACUGAAGGAAAAGCAGUUCCCGCCCUGAAUAUUGUACAUAUAUUUUAAAAAGCAUCAUUAUUUCAGGAGCUCCCCCUCACACCCCACCACAAUGUCAAGGUACAUCAGCCACAAAUGCGUGUCUAUCUGAGUGCUGGCCCUGGGGAGACUCCUCGUGACAAUAUAGAAUCCCCCUUCCUCCCACCUUCCGAAAGGCUGCACAGUGUAUAGCAUGUUCCAUUUAAGUAAACUAAUAAAAAUGCUGGGAAAAGAAAAUUAAAAUAGUGUCCUUGUUUGUUUUAUUAGCCUAAAACGAUACCUGGAAAUACAGAGAGAAGCUCGAGUGUGCCUGGCAGGAUGUGGUUAAA